This is a messenger RNA of Aspergillus nidulans FGSC A4, 429 nucleotides long. RefSeq lists its product as uncharacterized. The record is from RefSeq and is a predicted model, not a curated record. Bases 1 to 429 code for a protein of 142 amino acids. Lineage: Eukaryota; Fungi; Ascomycota; Eurotiomycetes; Eurotiales; Aspergillaceae. The transcript is spliced from 4 exons.
AUGACAUAUAAGGAUAGCUUCGGACACCCCAUAACCUCUCGAAAAGCAAGUCUUAUUGUCGUUUACGCAUACGCGCGAAGAAUUCUGGCUCCAGUGGAGCUAUGGAUCGAACUGCACACUUCCCCUCAAACUACAAGAUCCCCUGUUCCUGUUUGUCACCUCGCUUACCCUCCACAACGACCUCCUCCUGCUCGUGCGGUUACUGCAGCCACUAAGAGCCAUCCUGUCGUGUCUUCCUCUGCCCGUGCUGUAUCGCCGCUUCUCCUGACAUCUCUCGCGAAGAGACCGAAACCCUUGCCUGAUCAUCUAUUAGCGUCAGAUAUCAGGUCUGUCAAGAUACUCGACAACAAGAAUUUGAAUAUAUUUGACCACAAGAUUCGAGCCACUGUAGACAGAGACCGCACGGCUGCGCAUAGCAUCACGUCUUGA